AUGGAUCUGAGGAUCUCUGACCAAUGGAUGCCGGGCCGGUUCCAGACAAUCGGCGCGGUACUUGAUAGCGGCAAUAAUGGCGGGGAUUCUUCGGUUACGACCGCAAGCUCGCUCCUGAACGCAAUUAAUGACGACGCUGGCCGACUCGCGAGCGCGGGCGGCAGCAGCGGAAGUGGGGGCAGCGGGAAUGGGAUCACCGCUGAGGCACGCAAAGGUGGGCCCCCGCAAGUGCGCUCGAGGAUCACCGUGGUCUGCGCCGAGUGCAAACGGCUGAAACUCAAGUGCGAUCGGAAAGCCCCUUGCUCGUCGUGCGAGAAACGGGCGACCGUCGCUCGCUGCAUCUACUCCCCAGCCGCUGCCGAAAAGGUCGAUCUGCACUCCCUCAACAACCGGCUCCUCACCGUCGAGGAGGCGCUACGCACAUUAAAGGCAGCCGGUGUCGAUCUUGGUAGCCAUCACGCCGACCCGAUGGCAGCGGCCGCAACCGGUGCCGGUUGCGACAAUAUGCAGUCGAGCUCCUCCCGGUCGUCGAGCUCCAACCCCUCCACCCCACUCAGCAUACCGCUGGAGGAGCUGGGCGACAUGUGGCUCGGCCCGCUCCACAUCUCCGCGCCGUCCUUCCCACCCCAUCAGACAUCUUUCCCGGCGCACCUCCCCGCAGAGGCACUCGACCCCAACGACCUGCUGCGGCAUAUGCCCGCGUCGUCGGAGCUCCAUGUGCGCCUGGCGGCCGCCCGGCGCGCGAUCAACGACCUCGCCGGCGGCGUCGGCGCGCUGUUCGAGUGGGACUGGUUUGAGGCGCGGGUGUACGCCUUCACCGGCGCGCUGCUCGAGGCGGGACAAGCCGGCCGGUCGGCUCACCCGGCGGGCUUCGACGCCCCCGCAGCGGCGGCGGCGUCGCCGUCCGCCAAGGACGCCAAGCGCAAACAGCGCGAAGCCAAGCGCGACAAGGCGCGCGCGAUCUUCUCCGGGGGACAGCAGGGCCCGUUCACCUCCUCCGCGAGUCUCUCCGCGGCCCUGAUGCUUGCGAACGAGGCGUGGUCGGACGAGAUGGACGAGGACGUCACCGACGAUGCCGUGUUCCUGCGCCAUCCGUCGCACAAGGGCAAGCAGCGCGCCGCCGAGCGCCAGCACGCGCAGGGCAGCGGUCGGCGCGGCGACGUGCGGCUUGCGUUCUUCUCGCUGGUGUGCGCCGUGCUGUCGCUUUCUGCCGACGCUGGCCCCGACGAGCGGCAGCGGCUCGCUGGGCUCGCGAUGUCGGCGGCCCGCGUGUAUUUCUGUCCCACCGCCGAGGCACUGCCGCACCCGCUGCCGAUGCCCUGGGACGAAGGGGACCCGGACCUUGAUGCGGUGUUGGGGAUGUGGCUUUUCGGUGUCGGAUUAUUCGCGCGGUCAGACGAAGGGAGCUAUGUCCAUAUCAACCAAACGCUCGGAUACGCACGGAUGGCAGGACUCGACCGCGACGCAGCCAAACUGACGAAUGUGCCCAUCGUGGAUCCCGACACACAUGAACUGAAAACGGAAGACGAACCCAUCUCUAUCUCGGACUGGCGACAGGCGCUGAGGGCUAGAACCUGGUGGGCUUUGUGUUUCGGCGACAUGAUGGCCGGCGACAUGUUAAGUAUCGGAGGCAAUGUUCCGUUGGGCACCCGGGACUGGAAAUGUGAUCCCGACCCGCUUGACAUGCGCUUCGACUGGGUCCCUGCGUCAGAUUGUGACGCUGAUUCGACAUGUGAAGGAAAUGGGAGGAAAGCGGGGUCUUGGCUCCGACUCACGCGGCUGCUGCAUUCUGGUGCUUCGGAGGAGAAGCUUUCGGAAUGGGAGCAAGAGGCUUCCGGCAGCGUACAUUCUGCAGAGGUGGCGUUCAUGGCUGCCCGGAUCAAGCUGCGCAAUUGGGUCUGGACGGAGCAGGAACAGCGCCAUCACGCGCGCUCCACGCCGUCGUCGCACCUUUCCAGCGUGGUCAAUGCUGCACACACCGUCGUGAAGCUCGGCGGAACCCUGUCUGCGCUGCCGGGGCCGUAUCGCCCGACGCUGGCGUUGCUGGUGACCAGCCCGGCCCGGACACUUCUGGACGCGGCAGUCGUCUGCGCAUACGCGAUCAAGACGUGGCCAGACGCGGUGUUCGUGGCCGGGGCCAAGGAGGCGCUGCGCGAGGCGGUGACGCUGCUGCAGAGCUCGGUGCGGUUCGCGGACUGGCAUGGGCGGACCGAGGCGGGCCGGAUAGGGGAGGCGCUGGUGCGGCGGACAGGAGUCGGGUCGUCACAGCGGAAGAUAGACGACACGGCGAAGAAGCGCAGCUAUCCGAGUGUUGGCAUCCGGGUGCGGCCGAACAAAGAGGGGCUGCCGACGUCGCCGCUUGUGGUGGGGCGCAAGACGAUGUCGCGCAAGUCGUCCCCGAUCCCGAUCCCGAUCCCGCUUCCGCAGGACCCGGGCUACUUCGCCGCCCCGGCGGAGGCGUACCCCCCGGCCGAAUAUAGCGCGUAUUCAACGCCGUAUACGACGGAGUCGCCGGCGGGGUACCACACGGAGUCGCCGGUGUCUCCCGAAGUCUACGAGACGAGGGCUGGGUCGUUCGAGUCUGAAGUCUACGCGAGCAGUCCAUAUGGACAAACCAGCUCGCCUUUCACUGCCGGGUAUCCAACGCAGCAGCAACAACAACAGCAGCAGCAGCAGCAGCAGCAGCAACAGCAGCAGCAGCAGCAGCAACAGCAACAACAGCCGUACUACGAAUAUCCACCGCCGCCCCCUCCGCCGACGUUCGCCGAAGUGGCGUGGGACAGCCAGCCGCAGCAGCCGUACUGGCAGCCGCAGGGCGAGUAUAAGUUCCAGGGAUACCCCACCAUGACCAUGUAGUUAGUUUAGUGUUCGUUUCGUUUGUAUGUGUAAUAACAGUGCCAACAAGUACCUAGUACAUAGAGACCGAUCAAUCGAUGGAGUGGAUUUCACUUUCACGCUUUCCAUCCGUCUCACAUCGAGUAUGAGUAGGGCCCGGGGCGCUUGACGUCCUCGUCGUCGUUUUCGUACAAUCCCCGCUGCUGCGGCUCGUCUCGCUGCACCCACACCUCCUGCAUCACCGUCGGCGGCUGCUGGAACACCCACGCCCCGCGCUCGAGGUCUGCAGCGCGCCGCUGCCGCUGGCGUCUCAGCCGCACGAGGAUGAAGCCGAGGAGCAGCGCCAGCACGAGGAGGCCUGGGAUCAACAGCCCAAGGAUCAGCCCUAGGUGCGUGGAGGGGGCGGCGGCGGCCUUUUCGGGUUGUUGCGGCGACGGUGGCGACGGCGAGGAUGUUGAAGAUGGGGAAGAGCCAGACACGGACCUGCGGGUGCGUUAUUCGAAUCAGCUAGCUCGAUUUCGUGGAACAGGCGGUCGCUCUCACUCGGUGGGAGUCGGGCGGCCCGAUGCUGCUGCUGCUGC
This is a messenger RNA of Mycena citricolor, 3416 nucleotides long. NCBI's taxonomy places the organism in Eukaryota, Fungi, Basidiomycota, Agaricomycetes, Agaricales, Mycenaceae. The record is from the annotation of a GenBank genome assembly.